AUGGAGCGAGCGCCGCCGUGGUGCUCUAGGCAGCGUUUGCGGACGGUACGCUUGCCACGGAAGUCGUGCGAACGAGCGGUGGUCUCGGCACAUCGUAGGUCAGUAUUGGCAUUUUUCUUCCAUUUCUCUAUGGAUGUGACAACAACGCAUCCAGAAAAACUGCGAAAAUAUUAUGCAUUACUCGGUGAUCGAGCGCUUGAACUUCAUGAAAGUGAGAAAACGCAAAAGAAGAAGCGACAUCCUCGCCAUAUUAUUGAUAUGUCGACAUGUUUUAAUGUUCAUCGACAUUAUGAAGGAAAAUUGAAAUACUGUAUAGCAGUAAUGACACCUGACGAAACAUUUUUUCUGAAAGACGAGACAGACAUAGCAACCGACGAAUGGUUUGAUUGUCUAAUAUCUGUUUUAAUACCGUCGCGUGCUUUACAUCUUGGUAGACCUGUUCUUGCCUCAGAAUUUUUCGAAUAUGCUUGGGAUGUCACAAUUGUUAGUCAUCCGAAAUUAAAGAAACCUAUGCCUAAUCCAGACAAAAUACCAAAUAUGUGCAAGAAAGAGCCAUCUUGGAUGGGAUUUCAACGUCUUUGCUUUUAUCCUCAUACGAUUAUUCUAUGCAAGAAAGGUAUCGAACCUGCGGGUCUUAAGGAUCUCCAUCCUUCCUGUAUUCCGCCUUUUCGGCAAAAUGAUUUUACUGAACUUUCCCGGAAAUAUAUAGCAACUUUUGGAUGCCAAGAAAAAUAUUUUAUGAUGAGAAUGGGUCGCGCAUCGCCAUCAGGAACAGCUGAAAUAUGGGCGUUAUGUGAAAAUGAAGAAGUUGCAUCGGAAAUUCAUGACUGCUUAAAUAAAAUUAUCGAGAGAGAAAGUGAAAAGAAAAAAAAAAUAGUGAAUGGGUAA
Dracunculus medinensis (Guinea worm) is the source of this 888-nucleotide messenger RNA. NCBI's taxonomy places the organism in Eukaryota, Metazoa, Nematoda, Chromadorea, Rhabditida, Dracunculidae. The record is from the annotation of a GenBank genome assembly.